Staurois parvus is the source of this 332-nucleotide messenger RNA. The record is from the annotation of a GenBank genome assembly. Lineage: Eukaryota; Metazoa; Chordata; Amphibia; Anura; Ranidae.
UGAUCGAGGAGCAUUAUUGAUGAAAGGAGAGAACUGUAUGUAAACAACACAGAUCUCUCCCCUGUCACCUCCUGCACACUGCUUUGUAUGGCUCUGCAUAUCAGAGCAAUAUCAAAGCAAUGUGCUUACAGUUGAAAGCACACACACAGCACACACAGGUAACCCUUUGAUCACCACAGAUGUUAACCCCUUCCUGCCCAGUGCCAUUAUUACAGCAUCAGUGCUUUUUGAUCACUGUAUUGGUGUCACUGGGGAUGUCAGCGACACCAAGUCAGUUCCCCCCCAGUGUCAGAAUGCCUGCUGCAGUCCUGCAGUCCCACUAUAAAUCACUG